AUGUCGUUGUUAUUUAUUGUAAUUUGUAUUAUUGUUGUUUCUGGUAAUGAUAAUCAAAAAAUUGAUAGAAAUCAAUAUUUUGUUUGUGAAUUUCAUACACCAAGAAAAUGUCAAAUAGAAAAUGAAGAAGGUAUUAAAGCAUUUUUAAAAUCAGAAUUUCCAAAUUACCCAAUGUUAAUUCAUACUAAUUCAGACCGUGCUGCUUUUGUGUUUUAUAACAUUAUUGGACAAAAAAUUGAAGAAAUUUCAUUAUUAGGAUUAAAACAAUCACAAAUUGAAAAUAUUCUUGAAAAACGUGGUUUUUAUAAUGAAAAUCCAAGUCAAUUUAAAAAAUUUGAAGAAUUAUUUAAUGAUGAAUUUGUAAUGAACUUGAUUAAAUAA
Molecule: messenger RNA, 381 nt
Organism: Entamoeba nuttalli P19
Lineage: Eukaryota; Evosea; Mastigamoebida; Endamoebidae
Exons: 2
Coding region: 1-381 (126 amino acids)
Source: RefSeq, a predicted model, not a curated record